AUUAUAUUGAUGAGGGGUACUAUCUCGUCGCUGCGUCCUCACCACUAAGGUACACUGGGCACAGUCAGGUCAUGAUCAGACAUACACCCAAGAAUUAAAUUUAAGCUCCGUUUGACCAAUUGGCAAUUGAUUUCUUUGUUCUAUGGAAUAGUUGGAACUCGUCUUCCACCUUCUCCCCAACCGAAUCUCAUUCUCAGCAUCGCCGUCAUACUACCAUCGUACCCGCGGACAUCUACUAACCGCGUUAUCUCUCCGGUUUUCGAUUCCGAAUUUCUAACAAUAUCGUCGGCAUCGUCAUCGCAUCCGCGCACAUCUUACGUGUUCUAAUCUUCUUUGGUUAUGAUCAACACUACAUCCGAGAAGACCUGUGACAUAUCACGUCAUUCAACAUGAGUAUCGCUUGGGAAUGCCGUGAUCAGGCCGACCAGGCCGAGAUUUACUACAACCAUCCCCUCCGCACCAAAGUUAGACAUCUUGAGGAUGAAAACCGAGCCUUGAGACGAAUGCUUCGCAAGAACGGCAUAUCGUGGCGACCCCGAUCCAAGCCAGCUCAUAAAUCCAAUGGACGCACCACCCGCUCUUCAGGCAUGGUCAACUGUAGACCUCUUCCGCACCUACCUGUGGAGAUCCAGCUUCGAAUCUUGUCCUUCGCCGUGACUAGCCCACAACCCAUCCUUGAUCCGCUUUGCAAUGUUAAGCCGGAGCAUCUUCUUGUUCAGGAAAAGGUCAAGUCCAACCAAAUCGCCAUUCACUUCCUGGCUACGUGUAAAGCCUAUUAUGCCGAAGGUACCAAGCUUCUCUGGAGCAACAAUUCCUUCGUAUUCACCACCCCGGAAGCGCUUCGAAACUUCGCCGAGGUCCCUCUCAAGUUCCGACGUGAUAUCAAAGAUAUCAACCUCCGCAUUAUCGCGAAGUUCUACGAUGACGAGGAUCGUACUCGCAAAAUCGGCCGCAGCUACCACCCCGACCUCUCGAAGUCCUUCCCCCUCACUGUGCACACGAGACCUAAGGAGAACACGCCCGCUCGCCGCGGUUUUCGCGCGUACGGUUGGUACCAGCUUAUCGAUUUUCUAACGGCGUUGCUACCACCGUACGACCCUUCCCAAGGUUCGUUAAGCACACAGUCGGCCCCUAUGCCGAAGUUACUUCCAUCUCUCGAGAAGCUCCGUAUCGACUUCGUGAACUUCGGCGUGGAUCUACAUGUUGGACCACCGGCUCAACUUCACGAUCUUGCUUCCCAUCAGUUUGGAUGCUCGCUGAACGAGUUAGUUCUCACGGGUUUGCCGAACGACGAAGUAGGAGAGCGUGUUUCUAACGAACUUGCUGGUCUUCUGAAGAACGAGGGCCUCCUUAUCGAUCACGCACCAAUCAUGAUCGGUUACAAGAACAGUAUACGCCUUCUCACCUGCGAUUCUGUCAAGUGUCACUAUUCGUCUAGGGUCAUCCGAGCAGCGGGGAACAUCGAUCUGAACCCGUACGUGCAUGGUGACGAGCUUCAUGCGCAUUCUUUUGGGCUCGAAUUUCCUCCUGCGCCUAAGGACGAAGGCAAACCACCCCACUCUUUUUACCAUUCGUGUCGAACGAUCUGGAAGAAGGUUCCGGUCAAGCUUGGUGGCGACGAACGCAAGUGGGAACUAUUCGACAGAAUAAGCGGACAGCCUUGGGAUGAAGUGGAGGAGGAGGCGACGAUGUACGACUAUUCGUCGAUCGGAGGGCCGGAUAUUGGUAUCUCUUGCGAGAAUUGCGGCGAGAUACAUCCAGGGGCAAUCCCGCCUGAUCACCUGAUUGAGGAUAUCUUCGGCAUUGACCUUUAAGCAUAGGAUGGGGGUGUGACUACGACUUUUCUACGACGAUUACGAACAACAUGCAUAUGAUACCAGGUUUGCUUUGCUCUGGGCAUUUACGGGGGCAGACGUCCAAAAGGGAGGGGGUGCGGCAUAUGGCGGGACUAGGUAAAUGGAGGACCCGAUGUGGACGAGGGCGUUGGGACCUCGCUAUGUGUAUGAGCUAUAUGGAUUGCUUAAUCACCCAAGGCCACAAGGCAUAAUGAACACUUGCUCGCGCGAGUAAACUAAAUUGGCUGCACUCUGCACUUGAACUCUUCUGACUUAC
This is a messenger RNA of Annulohypoxylon maeteangense, 2112 nucleotides long. RefSeq lists its product as uncharacterized. NCBI's taxonomy places the organism in Eukaryota, Fungi, Ascomycota, Sordariomycetes, Xylariales, Hypoxylaceae. The record is from RefSeq and is a predicted model, not a curated record. The transcript has 2 exons. The coding region runs from base 390 to 1814 and encodes 474 amino acids.